AUGGCUUCAUUCAUCAAACCAUCAAUCAUUAGGCAGACUUGCCUCGCUGCGUCGAAGCGCAAUUUCUCUACAAAGAUCCCCUCCAAUUUCCCCGCAAUCAACAAGCCCGCUGGUCGCAGUACUUUUGUUCGAGAUGCAUUGCCAGGUUCAAUGCGUGUAGCGGCAUUCCAUGCAAGUGGCAGACAAUCAAUUCUACCCCCAUUACCCCAAUCUAUUGAUGGAACUUCAAACGACGCAGCACCCGUACCUAAGCCAUCCCCAUCCCACGGCUCUUACCACUGGACUUUCGAGCGUUUGAUCGCCGUUGGUCUCGUUCCUCUCACAGUCGCCCCCUUCGUUUCCGGAUCAUUGAAUCCAGCUACCGAUGCUCUUCUUUGCGCGGCUAUUCUUAUCCACUCACAUAUUGGUUUCGAGUCGUGUAUUAUCGAUUAUUUCCCAGCAAAGAGAGUGCCAAAAACUAAAGCGUUAUUUUGGUGGGGCUUGAGGGGAGCAACUGUUUUGGUUGGAGUUGGAUUGUACGAGUUCGAAACAAAUGAUGUCGGAGUUACUGAGGGUAUCAAGAGAAUUUGGCGCGCAUAAGAGGGCCGGGAGGAGUUUGUAUUAUUCAAGAAUAAGCAGCGUACGCGCAGUACAAUAUCAAGGCUGUCCAACACAUGUCGCUUUAGGUUCUGUCAAGUGAGAUCGCCAUUUGCCUAGAAUUUUGAGUGUUUGUACAGCAAAAUACGGGCUCUCAUGGUCUUUUUUCAAUCUUGAAAAGUAACAUCAAAGCAAAGUAUAUUGGCA
This is a messenger RNA of Botrytis fragariae, 783 nucleotides long. RefSeq names its product putative succinate dehydrogenase subunit protein. The record is from RefSeq and is a predicted model, not a curated record. Gene Ontology annotation, biological process: mitochondrial electron transport, succinate to ubiquinone; tricarboxylic acid cycle. The coding region runs from base 1 to 579 and encodes 192 amino acids. Gene Ontology annotation, cellular component: membrane; mitochondrial envelope. The transcript is spliced from 3 exons. Gene Ontology annotation, molecular function: ubiquinone binding; heme binding. NCBI's taxonomy places the organism in Eukaryota, Fungi, Ascomycota, Leotiomycetes, Helotiales, Sclerotiniaceae.